CUUUGGCCUCAAUCUUCAAUAGCUGCCCUCGGCAUCGACAGCCCACACUCUGCGGUCGUGCAGCCAAGCAGCUGUGAUGACAAGAUGGCCUCAAGUCAUGUGCUGAUGCUGCGGACAGGCUCUGGGGUCGCUGCGAUCUCGGAUCUACUCGUGCUUGCUGGGCUUUCCCGCUCCACCGUAUCCCAUCCGCCACGAUGGCCACCUCUUUCCAAGCCGCUGUCUGCCGGACAGCCGCAUUCAUCCUUGCGCCGAUACUCGAGAGCUCGCCCCGGCUUUGGGUCUUCGUCAUCCCGGCAUCAUUCGACAGCGACAGCGACACCAAGGUCGGAAGCCCCUGUUGCUCCAGGGCAUCCGCUUCCCAAGGCCAUCGCGGAUGCAUCCAGCACAACUCUCAACCCCAGGCAGCUCGGUGUGCAUUCCCCCCUGGACUCGGCUCCUCUGCAUGAAGACGACAUUCGAUUGCUGCUGCUGCAUCCAGAGGGCGCUGACACACACUCGGUGCUUCAAGCCUUCUCUGCGCUGCCUCUCCUUCCGCACGUCUCUGGCGAUCUGGUGGCAUUUAUGCUCGCAUGGCUUGCCGAUCGGGCGGAUAAGAUCUCGGCCAGCGAGGCUGUCAAAGUCGUGCAGAUCUUUAGCCAGUUCCCUGAAGCCACGAGGCGCCCAGCAGUAUCGGUACUUUGGCGAUUCUAUGAAGUGGCUGUGGCCCCCCGGGUCAAGAAUCUCGAUCCGGUCACCCUUGCUGACACGGCUGGCCUUCUUUCGUCUCUACAAGUCCGGCCAACAUGGAUCCUUCGGCAUAUCGGCUCACUUCCCGAAUACCACAUCUCCCGCUCGCUUUUGCCAAGCCGCCAGAUCGAGUUGUUGGGGCACUGCGUCCGCUGGGGCUAUCCCGCAUCCAAUUUGGUCCGAUGUCUGGUUUCCGGGCUACUUGCCAAACCCGAGGAUGUCGAUGAUAUGGAGCUCGUUCAGCUUCUCCGAUCUUGUGGCUCACUUCGACAGUCGCGCAUCAAGGAUAUUGAUCGUUUGGUGGACAUAUGCCUCGAGCGCAACAAGCUGAUACCACUUGCAGUACGCUCGCCAUCGUACCUUGCAAGUCUGGCAUGGGUCUGUGUGUACUUCCCCAACUCGGCGCUUUCUCAGCAGCUCUUGGGCUCCGUUGAUGCUGUCUGUACCAAGAAGGCUGCUGAACUUUCUCCGUCGGACCUCUGCGACUGGCUGGACUCGCUUGCGGCAAGACCAACGCUUCCGGCCGAGAUAGACGAUCGCAUUCUCGAAGAGCUCCUCGAAAGCAAGCGCUUUGCAUUCAACGUCGACCAGCUCUUCCGCUUUGCCUGUCUACUCUCUCGCUUCCCCGAGUCGACUGCAGUCAACCGGAUAUUGUCGAUUCAGCGAAAUCAGCUCAAAGCACUCUCGUCGAGCACCCUCUGCCGGGUCAUGCGGAUCUUGUCCGAGAAGGAUGUGUUGACCGCCGAGCACACAGAAGACUUUGCGAAGCUCAUCUCCGAGCGUGUGGAGGAGCUUCAUAACCGCGAUUUCGUGUGGACUGCGGCGUACUUCUCGACGAGCUACCACGUCUCAAGUGCCUACUCGCUCUUUCGGGCCUUGGCUCGCUCGGCGACCUCGCGUCUGGACGAGCUCGGAUACUCGGAGAUUAUCCGACUCGUCGAGGCUUUCUCGUCAUUUUCGUGCGACUCGCAGCAAUUCUUCAGGGCCGCUCUCACUCGACUGAUGCCGGUCCUUUCGCAUCUGCCGCCACAGCAAGUAAUAUCGCUGCUGUGCUCGCUCGAAGCUGUCAACUUCAAGCCGGCGCUUUUUUUCCGCCAUAUUUCGAGUGCCAUUAUUCGUCGACGGCAUGCCCUUUCGUGCGAGCAGCUCGAGACAGUGGUUCGGGCAUAUUCAAGACUGGGACUCUCGUCGCCACCGCUCUUGAGCUCCAUCGUGCGAACCUAUUUGUCGAUCAACUCAAAUUGGACGGGCUCAAGGAUCAAGAUGCUGAUCAUUGCGUGCACCAACAGCGGCUCGAGUGCCCCGAGACUCUUUAAGAAGCUCGCCCGACUGGCUGAAACACAAUCCGACAGUCUCUCCCGGCGCGACAUGACCAAGAUUGCCCAGUGCUACAGGCGCAUGGGGCUACGUCAUCUAUUGCCGCCGCGGUUUCUGGACACCAAGGAUUCAGCACAGCCAGCCGAAUCUUGGGCAGCCAUCAAGCGCGUUCUCCUCCGUGGGUUUGGCUUCGACACCCGACGGUCGGCGCGCUACCGCCUCAAGCAUGCCAAUGCAUCUGUCAUGGUUCAGCUGCGGUCCAAGAUCUUCCGACAAGACGCACAGAAGGUGCAUAUGCUGCGACAGCAGCUGGAGAGCCUCCGGAAUCGGCGUCGUCAAUCCAGGAAGGCCCAUCUUGUGCUUUCGCGUGGAUGGAAGUUACCGCUCUAUCGCAGGCGACGUGCUGAUUCCGAUAGCGAAGCCAAGCGGAGGCCGAUACCGUUUCCAUCCGAUUUGCUGGGUCCUUCGAAAUGGCGGCGUGAUGGCUCGACAGCGGAGGCUGAUUUGGAAGCGAGAUCAUCAUAUGCUUCAUGACCAAGCCUAGGUAUGAGACUGCUCCCACCGAACACAGGCACCACUUGGCCUGCCGCAUCGCUCAGAAUACAUAUGCCGAUCGCCGCCAAUGACGAUCAGAGUCGACACCUCC
Molecule: messenger RNA, 2689 nt
Organism: Polychytrium aggregatum
Lineage: Eukaryota; Fungi; Chytridiomycota; Chytridiomycetes; Polychytriales
Exons: 1
Coding region: 85-2577 (830 amino acids)
Source: RefSeq, a predicted model, not a curated record